Molecule: messenger RNA, 903 nt
Organism: Adineta steineri
Lineage: Eukaryota; Metazoa; Rotifera; Eurotatoria; Adinetida; Adinetidae
Source: the annotation of a GenBank genome assembly
AUGCCGUCAAAUAUACCUGAACUUUAUCAAUUCAACAUUAAACGUCUGGUAAUAUUUAUAGUUUUAGCUUUAAUUCUUGUUGGUUCGUGGUGUUUAUGUGGUUCACAAUGUUGUACCUUUAAACAUGAUCAUUCUCUUCAAACAUCUAUUUGGAAUCGUAUUGAUUUAAUUGCUUUUCGAUUUUUUAAUCAAUGGUUAUUGACACAGGAGAAUCAUACAUUAAUUGCAAGAAUAUUUGUUACAAUUAAUUCAAUUGUUAUUGGAGAACUUAUUGUCAAUUCAAUUCUUCUUGCAGUCACAUAUUUUAUAUUCUCAUCGAAAUAUGUACUUCAAAAUCGAACACGUGCAUUUAAAUUAUCUGUUCUAUUAGCUAUAAUUAUUUAUGGUAUGGCUGGACAAAUGUUAUUAUCAAAAUUAUCAAGAGAUUAUUUAUGUCCAAAACGACCAUCACCAUCUGUCGUAUUUCGUUUCUCAACAGUUAGUCUUGAAAAUCAAGCUAUAUCAUCAUCAUCAAAUACAUUUACUAUGGAUAGAUUAUUUGAAGAAGCAAAAAAACGUGAUCUUGUUAAAGAAAUUGCUCAUGAUAGUUGGCCAGGUGAACAUGCUGCAACUAAUCUUAUUUGGUCUUUAUUCAUGUCAACGAUCAUUAGUCGAUCAUCAAAAUCAUUAUCACAAGUCAAAUGUUUUUUUAUGCAUACAAUUGUAUGGUUUUUUGCUAUUUUAUUUUCAAUAGCACGUUUAGUUAGUGGUGCACAUUGGUUGUCAGAUUGUCUUGCUGGUGGAUUUAGCGAAGCAUUAAUCGUUGUAGCUAUUGGUAUUUAUACACCAGUAUUUCAAAUUAUUACAAAAGUCAUUCAUAAACUAAUCAAUAGAUCUGAUUCGGAUGGAAAGAAACUUCCUUAA